AUGUCGUCUCUUUGUAAAACUCGACUUCAAGAGGAGCGCAAACAAUGGAGGAGAGACCACCCAUUUGGUUUUUUUGCAAAGCCUAGCAAAUCCCCCGAUGGCGGUCUUGACUUAAUGAACUGGACAGUCGGAAUUCCUGGUAAACCUAAAACUUCUUGGGAAGGAGGUCUCUAUAAAUUAACUAUGACUUUCCCUGAAGAAUACCCAACGCGUCCUCCAAAGUGCAGAUUUACUCCACCUUUGUUCCACCCAAAUGUUUAUCCUUCUGGCACUGUUUGUCUUUCUAUCUUAAAUGAAGAAGAAGGUUGGAAGCCUGCUAUCACCAUUAAACAAAUCUUACUAGGGAUUCAAGAUUUAUUGAAUGAUCCCAAUAUUGCUUCCCCAGCUCAAACCGAGGCUUAUACAAUGUUCAAAAAAGACAAAGUAGAAUACGAAAGGCGUGUCCGCGCGCAAGCCAAAGAAAAUGCACCAUAA
Messenger RNA from Schizosaccharomyces osmophilus, 474 nucleotides. RefSeq names its product SUMO conjugating enzyme E2 Hus5 (gene hus5). The coding region runs from base 1 to 474 and encodes 157 amino acids. The transcript has 6 exons. Lineage: Eukaryota; Fungi; Ascomycota; Schizosaccharomycetes; Schizosaccharomycetales; Schizosaccharomycetaceae. Gene Ontology annotation, cellular component: nucleus. The record is from RefSeq and is a predicted model, not a curated record. Gene Ontology annotation, molecular function: SUMO conjugating enzyme activity. Gene Ontology annotation, biological process: protein sumoylation.